AUGGAGCUGAAGCCCUUGUUAAAGAAGCUGGGCUCGACGGUGCGUGCCGUCUUCACGUUCCUCUUCGCCCUGUUCGUCCUGGGCCUGAUGGUGUGGGCCUACGUCGACGGCGUCCAGCUGGCGACGUCCACCUACGGGAUCAUCUCCUUCGGCUUCUACGGACUCCUGCUGUCGCUCCACGUCUUGGUCCAGAGCCUCUUCGCCUUCAUCGAGCACCGACGGAUGAAAGGCCGCACCGAGCCCUGCAGCUUCACCAAGACGGUCGGCUUCACCAUAUCUGCGUACCAGGAGGACCCCGUCUAUCUCAGAGAGUGCCUCAACUCCAUCAAGGCGCUGAAAUACCCCCCCGACCUGCUGCGCGUCAUCAUGGUGAUCGACGGGAACUCGCCCGACGACCGGUACAUGAUGGACAUGUUCAAAGAGGUGUUCGCAGACCAGGAUCCGGGCUGCUACGUGUGGAAGAACAAUUAUCACACGUGGGACCCGACGCAGGGCCGAGGCGGCGUGGGAACAGGGCCGGAGGUGGGUCCGGGCGGAGACGCUGAUUACGUAAUGGAGGAGGACCCUCAGAGAAAGGAAGUGGAGCACCUGAUCCAGACCAAGAAGUGUGUCUGCAUCAUGCAGAAGUGGGGCGGCAAGCGGGAGGUGAUGUACACGGCGUUCAAGGCACUCGGACCGACAGUCGACUAUAUCCAGGUGUGUGAUUCAGACACUAAGCUGGACACGCUGGCCACUGCAGAGCUGUGCAAGGUGCUGGAGAGCAACCCCAAAUACGGCGCCGUGGGCGGAGACGUUAUGAUCCUCAACCUCAAAGACUCGUACGUCAGCUUCAUGAGCAGCCUCAGGUACUGGAUGGCCUUCAACAUUGAGAGGUCCUGCCAGUCCUUCUUCGACUGUGUUUCCUGUAUCAGCGGCCCUCUGGGUCUGUACAGGAAUGACAUCCUUCAGCAGUUCCUGGAGUCAUGGUACAACCAGAAGUUUUUGGGAACUCACUGCACGUUUGGAGACGACAGACAUCUCACCAACCGUAUGCUGAGCAUGGGCUACGCCACAAAAUACACAGCUCGCUCCAAGUGCUACACGGAAACGCCCGCCCAGUUCCUCCGCUGGCUCAACCAGCAGACCCGCUGGACCAAGUCCUACUUCCGCGAGUGGCUUUACAACGCCAUGUGGUGGCACAAGCACCACCUGUGGAUGACCUACGAGGCCAUCGUCUCGGGCGUCUUCCCCUUCUUCGUCACCGCCACCAUCAUCCAGCUGUUCUGGACCGGCUCGCUGUGGGACAUCCUCUGGGUCCUGUGCUGCAUCCAGCUGAUCGGGCUGAUCAAGGCGGCCUACGCCUGCCUGCUGCGGCUGGACGCGGUGAUGGUGUUCAUGUCUCUGUACUCGGCCCUGUACAUGACCAGCCUGCUGCCCGCCAAGUACUUCGCCAUUCUCACCAUGAACAAGAGCAGCUGGGGGACGUCGGGCCGGAAGAAGAUUGUGGGGAACUACAUGCCCCUGCUGCCCCUGUCCGUGUGGGGGCUCAUUUUAUUAGGGGGGCUCUGUCGCACAAUCUACGAGGAGAGCAAGAAGGACUGGUCAACGCCAGCCAAGACGAUGGAGACGAGGUUUCUCGUAUUUGGCUGUGCGGCCUACGUGAGCUACUGGCUCUUCAUGAUCACCCUCUACCUGGUGUGGUUUCGUCGGGCCUGUCGGAGGCGGAGACAGAGUUACUCACUGAAUGUGUAG
Messenger RNA from Salarias fasciatus (jewelled blenny), 1731 nucleotides. It is a transcript of the gene has1, whose product is annotated as hyaluronan synthase 1. The transcript is spliced from 4 exons. Bases 1 to 1731 code for a protein of 576 amino acids. NCBI's taxonomy places the organism in Eukaryota, Metazoa, Chordata, Actinopteri, Blenniiformes, Blenniidae. Gene Ontology annotation, molecular function: hyaluronan synthase activity. Gene Ontology annotation, cellular component: plasma membrane. Gene Ontology annotation, biological process: extracellular matrix assembly; hyaluronan biosynthetic process; polysaccharide biosynthetic process. The record is from RefSeq and is a predicted model, not a curated record.